Messenger RNA from Botrytis porri, 1711 nucleotides. RefSeq lists its product as uncharacterized. The record is from RefSeq and is a predicted model, not a curated record. The coding region runs from base 95 to 1711 and encodes 538 amino acids. Gene Ontology annotation, biological process: protein folding. Gene Ontology annotation, cellular component: chaperonin-containing T-complex. The transcript is spliced from 6 exons. Gene Ontology annotation, molecular function: ATP binding; ATP hydrolysis activity; ATP-dependent protein folding chaperone. NCBI's taxonomy places the organism in Eukaryota, Fungi, Ascomycota, Leotiomycetes, Helotiales, Sclerotiniaceae.
CAACAUUCCACUAUACAGGAGAGCGUUGUAUUAAUUUUAUUCUAGCCCUUCACCCUUUUACUCUUCACUUCAGAUAUACAAGAAAAUUUCCAAUAUGCAGGCGCCUGUAGUAGUAAUGAACACCCAGAGUGGUGAUAGACAAACUGGUCGAAAAGCUCAGAUGUCGAAUAUCACCGCAGCCAAAACUGUCGCAGAUAUUAUUCGAUCAUGUUUGGGCCCAAAAGCUAUGCUAAAGAUGUUGUUGGAUCCUAUGGGCGGUAUUGUUUUGACAAAUGACGGACAUGCCAUUCUCAGAGAAAUUGAAGUGUCACAUCCUGCAGCGAAGAGUAUGAUUGAGUUGAGCAGAACACAAGAUGAGGAAGUCGGAGAUGGAACUACUAGUGUUAUUAUUCUUGCUGGUGAAAUGUUGGCACAAUCCCUUCCACAACUAGAAAGAAACAUCCACCCUGUCGUUAUUAUUUCCGCUUUCAAGGCCGCACUGAAAGAUGCUCUCGAGAUCAUUGAAGAAAUUUCCCUCCCAGUCGAUAUCAACGAUGAUAAAGCCAUGUAUCAACUCAUCUCAUCCUCAAUCGGCACAAAAUUCGUUUCUAGAUGGUCUGAACUCAUGUGCAGCUUAGCACUCAAGGCUGUACGAACGGUAACUCACGAUAUCGGAGGUGGCAAGAAAGAGGUUGACAUCAAGCGUUAUGCAAGAGUUGAGAAGAUUCCAGGUGGAGAAAUCGAGGACAGCAGAGUUUUGGAUGGUGUUAUGCUCAAUAAAGAUAUUACCCACCCAAAGAUGAGACGGAGAAUCGAGAACCCCAGAAUUAUCCUAUUAGAUUGCACAUUGGAAUACAAGAAGGGAGAAUCACAGACGAACAUUGAAAUCAGCAAAGAGGACGAUUGGAACAAGAUUUUGCAGAUUGAGGAGGAGCAGGUCAAGCUUAUGUGCGAUUCUAUUCUUGCUCUUAAGCCAGAUUUGGUCAUCACUGAGAAGGGUGUCUCUGAUCUCGCACAACAUUACUUGAUGAAAGGAAACGUUACUGCACUCCGUCGUGUCCGAAAAACAGAUAACAACAGAAUAGCUCGUGCAACUGGCGCCACUGUCGUCAAUAGAGUGGACGAUCUCCAAGAAUCUGAUGUUGGAACCCAGUGUGGUCUGUUCGAGAUCGAGAAGAUUGGUGACGAAUACUUCACGUUUUUGACCAAAUGCGAAUCGCCCAAGGCAUGCACUAUCUUACUGAGAGGUCCAUCCAAAGAUAUCUUGAAUGAGAUUGACAGAAACUUGGCUGAUGCUAUGGCCGUUGCACGAAAUGUCAUGUUCCACCCCAGAUUAUCGCCCGGAGGAGGUGCUACUGAAAUGGCUGUUGCAGUCAGACUAGGUCAACUCGCAAAGAGUAUUGAGGGUGUGCAGCAAUGGCCAUACAAGGCUGUAGCUGAAGCUAUGGAAGUCAUCCCAAGAACUUUGAUUCAAAAUGCCGGUCAGAGUCCAGUCAGAGUCCUCACAGCAUUGAGAGCAAAGCAUGCUGAGGGCGGAAGUUCAUGGGGUAUUGAUGGUGACAAGGGCACUUUGGUUGAUAUGAAUGAGUACGGUGUUUGGGAGCCAGAGGCAGUCAAAUUACAAAGUAUCAAAACUGCAGUUGAGUCCGCCUGCCUCCUCCUGAGGGUCGAUGAUAUUUGCAGCGCCAAAGCCGCAAGAGCACCUGGUGCACCUGGCGGUGGGGAGGAAUAG